Suillus bovinus is the source of this 2067-nucleotide messenger RNA. Its product is annotated as acyl-CoA dehydrogenase/oxidase. The transcript has 19 exons. The coding region runs from base 186 to 1745 and encodes 519 amino acids. Lineage: Eukaryota; Fungi; Basidiomycota; Agaricomycetes; Boletales; Suillaceae. Gene Ontology annotation, molecular function: flavin adenine dinucleotide binding; acyl-CoA dehydrogenase activity; heme binding. The record is from RefSeq and is a predicted model, not a curated record.
AAAACCAUAGAAUGACCGUCAGCGACAGUACUUGAUCAAUUCACCAACCUUUUGCUUUGACUCGCGGCAGUGCCCCAAUUCUCACCGAUAGAUCCGGAGUAUGAAUCAGAUGCCACACUUGCAUGUGAUUUCAUUCAACCUGCACACAGACAAUCAUCCUUGAAGCUUGAAGUUUGAAGCAUAACAUGGAAUCAAAGAACUUGAAGUCGUUUACCUGUGAAGAGGUGGCAAAGCACAAUAAGCCCGACGACUUGUGGAUUGUUAUUGAUAGCAAGGUGUACAAUAUCACUCGUUUCAAGGAUUUGCACCCAGGGGGCGCUUCAGUUUUCGCAGAAGAGGACAUAGCUGGUCAGGACGCCACUGAGGCGUUUUACGGCCUCCACCGUCAUGAAGUGCUUUUGCGACCCCAAUAUGCUCGUUUACAGAUAGGUUACAUUGAAGGAGAGAGGAGCGUAAUUUAUUCUCGAGAGCUUGGGAAGCUCAGUGAUGUGCCAUAUGCAGAGCCUACCUGGCUCAGUGCUGGGUACUACAGCCCUUACUUCAAAGAGAGUCAUCGACGCCUCCAAGCAGCGAUGCGAGAGUUUGUGGAUAACAUUAUCACUCCGGAUGCACUGCUGCAUGAGGAAGACGGCAAACGGCCGAGUGCUCAUGUAAUCAAAGCUAUGGCAGAGCUAAAUAUACAUGCCAUGCGCAUUGGUCCGGGGAAACACUUGAAAGGCCUCACCCUUAUGGGCGGUGCCGUGUCUCCUGAGGAGUUUGAUUACUUCCAUGAGCUUGUUUGCAUACAGGAGAUAUCUCGCUGCGGUCAGCGGGGAUACGGCGAUGGUCUACAAAGCGGAGCUGUCAUAGGGUUACCACCUAUCAUGAACUUUGGAUCACCAGAACUCAAAUCGAAGAUCAUUCCUGAAGUGCUUUCUGGCAAGAAGUUCAUCUGCCUGGCGAUAUCUGAGGCGUUUUCGGGAAGUGAUGUUGCUGGCCUGCAGACUCGUGCAACGAAGAGUCCAGAUGGGAAGUAUUGGACCAUAAAUGGCACGAAGAAGUGGAUAACCAACGGGACGUUUGCCGACUACUUCACUGUGGGGUGCAAAACGGAUACUGGAUUUACAGUCAUCUUGGUAGAACGCUCGGAAGGUGUCGAGACAAAGCCCAUCAAAACGAGCUAUUCAUCAUCAGCUGGUACCGCCUAUGUCACAUUUGAUAAUGUUAAGGUCCCUAUGGAAAACACCCUCGGACCCGAGGGUGGAGGAAUCUUCGUCAUCCUCUCCAAUUUCAAUCACGAGCGGUGGGUGAUGUGCGCUUCUUCCGCUAGAGGUCAGCGGUUGAUCGUUGAGGAAUGCCUAAAAUGGGUCAAUCAGCGCAAGGCAUUUGGCAAACCCUUGUCUUCACUGGCAGUAAUAAGAUCGAAGAUUGCAGCCAUGAUCUCACGUACGGAGAGUGUUCAGAAUUGGCUUGAGAAUUUAACUAUGCAAAUGUGCAAUAUGACUUACAAGGAACAGGCACAGAAGCUUGCGGGACCGAUCGGUCUGCUCAAGAUGUAUACAACGAGGUGUGCCCAAGAAACAGCAACCGAUGCCGUCCAGAUAUUCGGCGGACGGGGUAUCACAAAGACCGGUAUGGGGCAGUAUAUUGAGCAUUAUCAUCGCACGAUUCCCUUCGAUGCGGUUCUCGGCGGAGCGGAAGAUGUACUCGGCGACCUCGGAGUGAGACAGGCAAUUCGACAGAUGCCUAAGAACGCUCGCUUGUAAUCAUGUCUUCAUGAGCGUGUGCGCAGCUUAGCUGUGCCUCGGAGGCCCUUGACUUUUUCGAUUGUAUUUUUAUUACAUUGAAACUCGACCAUCUUGCAUCAUCGUUGUUAUUUGGCUUGACAAUAGACCCAUCUAUCCGUCUAUCCGCGUCCAAAGGCCUGAUCGUUCUGCUUAAUUUCCGUUGUAUUUCAUCUCCGUGUCAAUCUGACCUUUCACUUUGACAUUGGCUGCCACUCCGAAUCUUGCAAGUUCCUCUAGAUCAGGUUGUACAUCAUGCUGAGAUAGUAAGGGCCUUGAGGUCGGCUAUCGAGCAAUAUUAGCA